GUAAUCAUCAGGCGCCGUUUGGAAAGCGACAGCAGAACCGGUUUCGUGGAGGAUUUCGCUCUGCGAUCUCUCAGCCCGGAGUGAGCAGGUCAGGAUCGGUCCUUGGGCAACGCUGCCGGAGACGCCGGCAGGGGUCGAGCUGGGAGGGGAGCGAGGGGCUCUUGUGCUUUCAGGCCUGUGGCCCGCGUCCAGAGAAAGUGUGACGCAUCAAGACGGAGCCGACAGGACCCUGCCCUUGGCGUGAUGGGCUGAGUAACGCUCCCUGCAGUCAUGUGUGUAGGGUGCAGGAGCUGGGCAUGCUCUGGAUGCCACCCCCUGCUGAGGCCAUGAUGAGAAAUGUUUCUCCUUGAACUCUGCAUGUUUUAUCUCCAAUCCAGAACAUCAUUUCUCACACUGGUGUCGUACCUCUUCCCAAAGCUGUUGGGUGGCAGGAAAGGGCCAGGAAGAGAAGAUCAGGGAAGAAGAGGGGUCCUGGCAUGGGCAAACAGAGAGGGGAAUGGGCGGUGGGGAGGAGAGGUGUAGUUUUGUUUUGGGGGAAGAGGCUGUGCACAAGGAUGGCUUCCAACAGGAUGGCAUAGUCCCUUUCAGGGGUAGGCGUCCCCCCAUCGGCGGCAGCGACUGCAGCUUGAGGCGGUGAGGGACAUCCAUCGGAGGAGAGGCAGGAGACCUUAGUCCAGAGCCGGAGGGAGGAGUGCGGUGUCACCAGGGCCUGUGAGCACCCGCCCAGCAGCGCUCCAUCCCCCAGGGCAGGAUGGACAGGCUGCGGCAGGUGCUCAGGAGGAGGUCGGCCAAGGUGCUCUCCAUGGGAGAGGAGAGCAGCAGGGAGCCUGGGCAGGAGGAGCGGGGCCCCACCUGCCGUGAUGAGGAGGGGCCCAUCAGGGCAAGGAGGUGGCUGUGCCCCAUCUGCUGCCGAAGUAAACUGGCAGCUCCCAGCGGCAGGGGAAAGGAGGGAAAGAAAUCAGCCACCUCCAAGUCCAGAUGGAGGUGGCCAUGGGUGCGCCUGGGCAGGCGGGAGCCAGCGCCAUCACAGCUCCCGGCACCCGAAGAGCCGUGCAGCUCCCCUCCUGGGUCAUGGGGCAGCCUGGAGCCCGGCCCUGCAGCCCCGCAGCAGGAGGCAGCCCCGUGCCAAGCCGGGGACGAGGGCCCAGCUGCCCUGGGGCAGGAGCUGAGCCAGGCCCACAGCAGCCCCUGCCUGAGCCGCAGCUCCUCCUGGGAUGACUGGCACACGUCCCAGGAGUCCGGGAGCACCAGCCCCAGCACCAGCUCCUCCUCCUCCUCCUCCUCGGACUCUGAAAAGUCCCAAGAGGCCCAAAGCACCAGCACGAGCACGAGCAGCAGCUCCUCCUCGGAGGACAGCGAUAGCUCGGAGGAGUCCAACACCACCAGUUCGACCAGCAGCUCCUCCUCGGAGGACUCCAGUAGCUCCCUGGAGUCUGGGACCAGCCCGGCCCCCGGUGCCACCUGCACAGUGAUUCCCAGCCCAGCCGGCGAGGAGCUGGAGGAAGAGGAGGAGGAAGAGGAGGAGGAGGAGGAAGAUGGAAGGUCCCCGGAAGAAGCUGCCCUCCUCCUUGUGAAGAAACACCUGCAGGACCCCGGGGAGAUGCUGGACGGGAAGGACAGGCAGCGCUUCCUGCUGGCCAUCAUCAGCCUGACCAUCGCCGCGGACCAGAGCAGAGAGGUGGCUGUGGAGCUGGAGGACCUGAAAGCGGCCGUGCUGGAGAGGAUCGUGGACCUGAUGGAGACCAUCUCAGUGGAGGGCGACCGAAAACACAUCCUGGCGUACAGCAUAGACGCCAUCCGCUGCCUCAGCGACCCGAAGCUCAGCCUGGAGCCAGCGCUGGAGUUGCGCCUCCUGCGGGCCACCGUGGAGAAGAGCUUCCUGGCCAUAGGGCGUGAAACCCAUCGAAACCAGGUCGUGCAGCGACUGUACGAGGAGUACCUGGAGGGCCUGCUGUGCUGCGUCUUGUCCAGCGCCCCCAGCCUGGGCAAGCUCUACUCCAUCUGGGAGCACUUUACAUCGUGGACUGAGGCGCCGGAUGCCCAGCACCGUGCACUGGGCAUGAAGAUCAUGACCGGCGCUAUUGCCUUUGCUGUGCAGCUCCUCCCACAAUUUGAGGUCAGUGAGCCCCUUCCUUCCCCAGUGUCCUGGUCCCCUGCCUUUGCCAGGGCCCUCCUGGGAGAGUGGGGUCAAAGCUGGACAAGGAGCUUCACUCCAGGGCUUUGCUUCUGCCUCAGUGGUGCCCCUGACUCUUUACGGGUCUCUUUUCCAUGGCCUGCUCUGGGCAUGGUCAGCCCUGGACAUGGGGCCUACUAGCCCUGGAGCAUGAGGCACGGGGAGUGAUCCUGGGG
Molecule: messenger RNA, 2349 nt
Organism: Alligator mississippiensis (American alligator)
Lineage: Eukaryota; Metazoa; Chordata; Crocodylia; Alligatoridae
Product: histone-lysine N-methyltransferase SETD1B-like
Exons: 8
Coding region: 752-2314 (520 amino acids)
Source: RefSeq, a predicted model, not a curated record